Phanerochaete carnosa HHB-10118-sp is the source of this 1274-nucleotide messenger RNA. RefSeq lists its product as uncharacterized. Gene Ontology annotation, molecular function: translation initiation factor activity; metallopeptidase activity; protein binding. The transcript has 5 exons. The record is from RefSeq and is a predicted model, not a curated record. The coding region runs from base 47 to 1186 and encodes 379 amino acids. Gene Ontology annotation, cellular component: eukaryotic 43S preinitiation complex; cytoplasm; eukaryotic translation initiation factor 3 complex. Lineage: Eukaryota; Fungi; Basidiomycota; Agaricomycetes; Polyporales; Phanerochaetaceae.
UUCUUUUUGCAGAGUGAGCUUCAAGCCACUCUCGUUAGCAUUCAAGAUGGCAGCAGCCCCGUCAAUGGCUGCAGCAAUUGCUGCCUCGCUCCCUGCGCCCUCUACCGCGCCCACUCCUGCAGCACCGACGCAUGAAGCCAUCCCUGCUUCCAUGGCCAAGGUCAUUGACCUCGAGGCCGACAUCCCACUCACUUGUGUUCAGCUCGAUGGCAUGGUAGUCUCCAAAAUUAUUAAACAUGCCCGGGAAUCUCAAGGCUCGAGUGCACAUGGCAUCCUUCUCGGUCUUGACCUGGAUGGUACCCUUGAGGUUUCCAACUCGUUCGCCUUGCCGCAACAUAUUAAUGAUGAUGAUGACAAAUCGGUAAAGGGUAUUGCUCGUUACCAGGCCUCUAUGCUGCGAUCUCUCAAGGAGGUCCAGGCAGAUGACAGCAUCAUUGGUUUCUACCAAGCAAUGUCUCUUGGCUCCUUCUACAAUCAAAGUCUCGUGGAAACGCAGGCAAUACAACAAGACAAGCUGCGCCACGGCGGCAUUGUCCUUGUCCACGAUAUUUCACAAACUGCUCGGGGGAAUGCCGCCUUCCGUGCAUUCAGGCUCACGAGAGCCUUCUUUGAUGCAUACAAGCGCAACAACUUCAGUACAGACAGCUUAAUCAGUCACCGCCUCACCUUCUCAUCCAUUCUCGAGGAGGUCCCGAUCAAAAUCCGCACGAGCCCACUUCUAGGUGCAUUCCUGGAGACCUUGAGUGCACCUUCAACCUCCCCCGUCUCAGAACCCAGUUCUGCGUCAGCACAGGCGUCCGUUGCAUUGCCCCCUUCGUUCUCCGUCCUCAACCUUGGUACCAAUGAUGUCAACAAGAAUUUGGAACAAGUCAUUGAGGCUAUGGAUGCGUACAAGACCGAGGAAGGCAACAUCGCAUACAACCAGCGCCAGAUUGCGCGGGAGAAGGCUAAGGCCGACGCGUACGUCGCCAAGCGCAAGGAGGAUAACGCUGCCCGUCUUGCGCAGGGCCUUGCGCCGCUGCCGGAGGAAGACGUUAGCCGGUUGUUCAAGAUUCCACCUGAGCCGAGCCGGCUGGAGAGCAUGAUGUUGCUUGGUCGCAUUGACGCAUACUCAAAGACGUUGGAGGAGACGUCGAGCACAGGUCUCGUCAAAAUGUACGCCGCGAGAGGCACGGCGAACGUGUGACAUGUGAAGCUUUGAAGCUUGAUAUAGUAUGCUCAUGGAUGUACUAUUUUGAGCGAAGUGAAAUUUGCUGUGAAUGAAGCGUUCGGCA